CAUCGUAUACAGUCAGGAAUGCAGCCUGUAGUUUACAACAUAAGUACUGCAGCUGUCUUCCAAGCAUUUUCCUAUUUCUCUUUUUACUGUAAUUUCUUUGCGUACAGGAUUGACAAGGUCAAACCUGUAAAGUUGGGCGUUUAGUAAAUGUAUUGAAGUGUUUCCAUCAUGUGACAACGCCAGGACAAUUUAUUGGGCAUUUGCCCCCUUAAUUUGACAUUAGGCUGAUAGGUGAUUCUAUAGAUAAAGGGCACAUGGGCAUUCAGGUUUGAUUUAAAACAGCCUUAUCUCCACCAAAGGCAGUUAUCAGAGAGUAGUUACCCAUUUCCCUGGCCAGCACGGGGCAGAGGGACGCCUCAAGGCCAAAUCACAGAGUACCUCUGAGGAAUGACACGACAGUAGCGCUAGUUUCCUCAUGAGAAGGGGCCAUCUGAUGGCCGCAGAAUGCACUUUGUUGUGGUUCCAUUUGAAUGUGUGGCAGCCUAGCGCUGUCUUUAGAGCAAGCCCAUCAGCUGUGGACAUAUCUGAGCCGUCCGUCAGUGAUUUGGGAAGGUGUGGUUGCAUCGCAGUCUUUGCUGGAGGACAGCUUCAAAAGGAUGACUGGAAUGCCGUCGACUCAUCAAAUCAGGCCAUGGCACACAUCAAUGCAGACGACAAAACCCACAGCCUGGAGACUCUUCCCCCAGGCAAGGUGAGGUGGCAGGACUUUGACCAGGACCUAUAUGUUGGUGCUACAGUGGUUCGGCCAGGGCAGGAUCCCUAUGCCCGAAACAAGUUCAACCAAGUGGAAAGUGACAAGCUCAGGAUGGACCGCGGAGUCCCUGACACAAGACACGACCACUGCCGGCAUAAACAGUGGAAAUCUGAGCUGCCUGCUUCUAGUGUGGUCAUCACCUUUCACAAUGAGGCCCGCUCGGCUCUACUCCGCACUGUGGUCAGUGUUCUUAAGAAGAGUCCCCCCCACCUUGUCAAGGAGAUUAUCCUGGUGGAUGAUUACAGUGACAACCCUGAAGAUGGAGCCUUGCUGGGGAAAAUUGAGAAGAUCCGGGUACUUCGCAAUGAUCGACGAGAAGGUCUGAUGAGAUCUCGGGUGAGGGGGGCCGACGCGGCUACUGCCGGUGUUCUCACCUUCCUGGAUAGCCACUGCGAGUGUAACGAACACUGGCUGGAACCGUUACUGGAGAGAGUGGCUGAGGACAAGACGCGAGUUGUUUCGCCCAUCAUCGACGUCAUCAACAUGGACAACUUCCAGUACGUUGGCGCUUCAGCGGAUCUCAAAGGAGGGUUUGAUUGGAACUUGGUCUUCAAGUGGGACUACAUGACCCUGGAGCAGAGGAGGGCACGGCAAGGGAACCCCACUGCUCCAAUCAAGACUCCCAUGAUUGCCGGCGGCCUCUUUGUCAUGGACAAAACCUACUUUGAACUGCUGGGAAAGUACGACAUGAUGAUGGAUGUGUGGGGUGGAGAGAACCUUGAGAUCUCCUUCCGCGUGUGGCAAUGUGGGGGCAGUCUAGAAAUUAUUCCCUGCAGUCGGGUGGGACACGUCUUCAGGAAGCAGCAUCCUUACACUUUCCCUGGGGGUAGCGGCACCGUAUUUGCUAGGAACACGAGACGAGCAGCAGAGGUGUGGAUGGACGAGUUUAAGAACUUUUAUUAUGCAGCUGUGCCAUCGGCUCGUAACGUCCCUUACGGCAACAUUCAAAGCAGAAUGGAGAUGAAGAAGAGGCUGGGCUGCCAGCCAUUCAAGUGGUACCUGGAGAAUGUGUACCCAGAGCUACGGGUCCCCGACCAUCAGGACAUCGCCUUCGGAGCUCUGCAGCAGGGCGGAAACUGCUUGGACACACUGGGGCACUUCGCGGACGGAGUGGUUGGGGUCUACGAAUGCCACAACGCUGGGGGAAAUCAGGUACCAUUCAGGGCUCAGGAAUGGGCCCUGACCAAGGACAAGUCGGUGAAGCACAUGGACCUCUGCCUGACGGUGGUGGAGCGCACGGCAGGCUCACAAAUCAAACUGCAGGGCUGCAGGGAAAACGACAGCAGACAGAAAUGGGAGCAGAUCGAAAGUAACUCCAAGCUGCGGCACGUGGGCAGCAACCUGUGCCUGGACAGCCACAGCGCUCGCGCUGGGGGCCUCACGGUGGAGGUCUGUAGCCCCAACCUCAACCAGCAGUGGAAGUUCACCCUCAACCUCCAGCCCUAGAGAGAGGGAGAGUCCCCGCCAACACCACCUCCUCCUCCUUCACCACCUCCUUCUCUCCUCCUCCCCGGAGCUACAAAAGACUAGAGCCACCCAGCACCAACAACAGAGACAUAUGGACGGACGGGUGAAGACAAACGGACGGACGGAUGGAAGGUUAUAGACAGGGGCCCCAGGACGCAGACACAGAAAGGACAUGAAACUACAGACUACAGAGUGGGAUGAUGCUCUCCAUCCAACUAUAUACCUCAGUGUUUCAUCUUAGUCCAGCCCUUUGGAAAGUGAAUGAGUUACUUUUCUUAAUGCAGAUGAAAUGGAAUGGGACUUUUCUUUUUGGGGGGGUGGGGUGUUUUUCUAUUUUGUGUGUAUUUUAACUUUUUUUUUCUCUCUCUCUCUCUUUCCACUGAUGUUCAAUGCAUUUCUGAAAUGGAUGUGACUUACUUUGUUGUUAUCCCUGAGUAAUCUACCUUUGUUGAAUGUAAAAGACAUGUUCCACAGAGGUCCCCAGGAUUAGACAGACGCCACCCAGGCAGAAAGGGGAGGGUUUUGGUAUGGUUUCAGUUCGGGUGGGCCAAUAAAAGUCCUGCUAUUUAAAGGGAAUUAUGCUCUGUUCCAGUUGUACAUUGCAACGUUUCUCUAACCUGGUUGGUGGGACGUCCUGCCCAAGUGAGUGGGAAAGUGAAGUAAAAAAAAAAGGCUUUUUUUUUUGUUCCACAGUUCAUACUGAGUUUUAACUCUGCUCCUGUCAGACUUGUUGUAAGAAGGCGUCCGAUCAAAAGUGUGCUCUUUGCGGGCCUCUCAUAGAUGCUGGUGGGUGGGGUCAGGGGUUGCUGAGUGUGGCUGUAUUGCUGCUGAAUCAUCACAAACUGUAGAACAGGCUGUUACUGCUCUUCUGUCAUGGCUGCUUUGUCCAUCGCAGUUAAAUGGAGCAACCCCCCAAACUACAAAUCUUCUAUAAUGUCAUUGUUUUUAUUCUACUUUACAAAAGCAGUAAGUACAGUGUCCAAGUUUAUUGUGGAUCUUUUGUUCCUAACAUUAUUGGGGGCAAAAUUAUACUGUAGAAUAAUUAACUGCGUAACAAACUAAAUUUAACUUUUAUUUCUUUAUAGCCUUGUUGCAUUCUGACUUCUCUUGGGACUGAAAUUGUAUCUGCAUUUGGUAUUGAUUUUCAUUUUCAGUGUCGGUGUUACCAUAACUAUCCCGUCAUAACCUCAUAGAAUUUACAUGGGAAAAGACUUGUGUGCAUGUUGUACCAAUACUUUUUUCUCAGCCCCCCCCCUUCUCUUUUUUGCUAUGCUCACAAGCUGUGUCUAAUGUCUUGGCCUUUUUUAUAUUGAUCAUGUGUCAUGGAAAGUCUUUGUGCAAUAGUUAACAGAUUUCAACAGGUUUCUUAAGGGCAGGUCUGUCUGCUAUAGUUAGCAAUACGAUUUCCAUAUUUCAGUAUCAUUGUUGUGUGUCUAGUUUGCGUCUGCGUCGGAACCUGUUCUGAGUUGGUUAAUACAUACAUGUAGCUUGUAAUAUACAGUAUGUGGUACUUUAAACGUUACUGUUUAUUUCAGAGGGAAACAGAACCCACUUUAAAUGUGAUGGCCAAAGGAGCCUAAGAUCACUUAGGAAAGAACCAUCCAUUGAAAUGGCAGUGUUUGUCUUGGUAAAUCCCUUGAUAUCAAUAGACUAAUUUAUUCUAGAAUAGCAAAUUACUAAUUAUUUAGUAAUACUUGCUGUCUGUAUUUUGUGAGCCCUCGUUAUAUAUGAAUAUAUCAACCAUUUCAGACUGUCAGUCCGAAGCAUCAAUCCCUGUGUGUUCGACAUCGUCCUGGACAAACUAGCAUAUCCAAAGGGAAUCCCCAACCAGCACCACAUCCAUACAGAAAACAAGCCUCACAGUGACCGAGCCGAGGCAGGAGCGCUCAUCUCUCCCUUAUGUGGAGGUAUUGCAUUUCAAAAAUGCCAAAGAGAUGAGGUAUCCUACGGUGUGAGAUGUGGAGCAGGGGAUUGAGGAAACGUCCCAUGUUUUACCUGCAGUAUCUGCAGUUCAGAAUGUGAGAUCUGUGAGUGGGCAGGACUGAGGGAUCAUGAGGAGAGCAGGAGGUUGCAGCCUCCCAUGUGAGAGGGGUUAGUAGGGUUACAAGUUGCACACGGUAAGAACUUUGUCGGCCAUCACUUCACUGUUGAAAUUGUAACAAUUUCCGAGUUCACGUCAGUUGUAACAAUUCAAAUGUGAAAGUUCAAAUGUGUAGAGGGAGGCCUACAGUACUAAACAGGAUUGCCCGUGUGAACCUUGUCUACAUGGUGGCAGCCGUUGUUAACGUAUUGAAUAAAGCCUUUUUUUUAUA
Esox lucius (northern pike) is the source of this 4533-nucleotide messenger RNA. RefSeq names its product UDP-N-acetyl-alpha-D-galactosamine:polypeptide N-acetylgalactosaminyltransferase 2 (gene galnt2). Gene Ontology annotation, cellular component: Golgi apparatus. Bases 416 to 2200 code for a protein of 594 amino acids. The record is from RefSeq and is a predicted model, not a curated record. NCBI's taxonomy places the organism in Eukaryota, Metazoa, Chordata, Actinopteri, Esociformes, Esocidae. The transcript has 16 exons.